UGGCCAAAGAGCCCCCGUUCCACAAAGCCAUCCCCACCACCUACAGCUGUCUCCGCCCUUCCGCUUUCCUUCUGCCUUCCGACUCUCACAGCCUUCUUCUUCCUGUCUUCCCUCUCUCUCUCCUGCCUCGUUCAUCUCUUUCUCCCUUGCAGAGAGGUUUAGAUACAGGAGUGCAGGUGCGUGUGUGACUCGAAGUGGCCGUAGUAGGAAAAGAAAGAGAGGUGUGACAGAUGGGUUGGUGUUCUCGUCUCUCUUUUGCGCUUCUUCUGGUUGUGAUCUCGCUUUCCGUGGGCGGCUCCCGGUCGCAAAGAACUCCGGCGGCGGGGGCCGCAACGCCCCCGGCUCCGGCUUCCGUAUCGGUCCCGUCCCCAGCCCCCGCGCCCUCGCCGGAUUCCUUCUGCAACGGCAUCUAUCUCUCCUACGUCCUCGAGCGCCGGGAGAAGAUCCACCCAUUCACCUCCGACCCGGCGGACCAGCCCUACGCCUUCAGUGCCACCGCCACUGUCCUCAACCACGGCGCCGCCGACCUCCUCUCAUGGACCCUCCUCAUCCCCUUCCGCCACCGCGAGCUGAUCGUCUCCGUUGGCGGAGGCGUCCUCACCAACGGCUCCGUCUUCCCCUACAACACCACCCUUGACGCCAAGGCCACCGGCUUCUCCGGCUAUCCUAACACCGACCUGAAGACCGCAAUCGAGACUGCCAACGAUCGAUCGCAGAUCGAGGCCAAGAUAACCCUCGUCGGUACCCUCUUCGGCUCGCCGCCCCCCGCCGUGCCUCUCCCGCAGUUUCUCGCUCUCGACGACCCCUCCUACAGCUGCCCGCGGCCCACCGCCUACAACGAUUCGAACCUCGUUGACACCUGCUGCGUCCCCGAUCCCGACUACGUCCCCGAAGUGACCAACGCCACCGGCUUCCUCCCGCGCCGCUCCGGAGACCUCACCAUCUCCUACGACGUGCUCCAGUCCUACGGCAGCAGCUACCUCGCCCUCGUCACCCUCGAGAACCACAGCCCCCUCGGUCGCCUCGAUCACUGGCAGCUCUCCUGGGAGUGGGCGCGCGGCGAGUUCAUCUCCUCCAUGAAAGGCGCCUACCCCUCCGUCGUCGACUCCUCCGACUGCAUCUUCGGCAAGCAGGGCCAGUACUACCAGAGCCUGGACUUCUCCAAGGUGCUCAGCUGCAAGCGCAACCCUACCAUCGUCGACCUCACCCCGUGGCGCUACAACGACACCGACCUUGGCCGCAUCCCCCAUUGCUGCCGCAAUGGCACCAUCCUGCCGCCGGAGAUGGACCCGGAUCAGGCCGUCUCCGCCUUCCAGAUCCAGGUGUACAAGAUGCCUCCCGACCUUAACCGCUCCGUCCUCUUUCCCCCGAUCAACUGGAACAUCUCCGGCACCCUCAACCCGGACUUCCAGUGCGGCCAGCCCAUCCGCGUCAGCCCCACCGCCUUCCCCGAUCCGAGCGGUCUCUCUUCGGACAGCCUCGCGCUCGCCAGCUGGCAGGUGGUCUGCAACAUCUCUCGCCCCAAGGGCGCCAGCCCCAAGUGCUGCGUCUCGUUCUCCGCCUUCUACAACGACUCUGUCAUCCCCUGCAAGACCUGCGCCUGCGGCUGCCCCGCCAGCAACCGCGGCCGGACCUGCAACGCCAAGGCGCAGGCGAUGCUCCUUCCGCCGGAGGCCCUCCUCGUGCCGUUCGACAACCGGACCGCCAAGGCCGUCGCCUGGGCGGACAUCAAGCACUACAGCGUUCCUUCCCCGCUGCCCUGCGGCGACAACUGUGGCGUGAGCAUCAACUGGCACGUUCUCACCAACUACGACAAGGGGUGGAGCGCCCGGGUGACGCUGUUCAACUGGCGCGAGGACCAGUUCGCCGACUGGUUCCUGGCCGUGAAGAUGGACACGGCCUAUCGGGGAUACGAACAGAUGUACUCAUUCAACGGGACGGCCAUGGGGGACAACACGAUCUUCAUGCAGGGCCUCCCUGGGCUGAACUACCUCAACGGGGAAGUGAACGGCACGAACCCAGACACCGAUCCCAGGGUGCCCGGAAAGCAGCAGUCCGUGAUCUCGUUCACAAAGACGAAGACGCCCGGGAUCGAUAUCAUCGGGGGUGGUGGCUACCCCUCGAAAGUGUACUUCAACGGGGAGGAAUGCUCGAUACCAGAUCUGAUUCCUGCGAAUUGGGCGUCGAGGAGCAGUGGAGUUGGUGUACUGAGACUGGCCCUGCUCCUGUUUGCUUCUGCUCUCAUGCUCUGGGAGCUGUAGCCUGGGGACCUGCCGAUGCCCAUUCUUUGGUUCUUUCAGUAAAAUAUGAACGACGGCAUCGCACCAAACUGCGUGUUUGGUGCUUUGAGUCAAAGAGGAUUGUCAUCAACAGGCAUCGAUACAAACCUAUACAAGAGCUGGAGUUUUGUUCACAGUGAUGUUUCAGGAGAAACGGGUUAGCUAACCAAGAAGAGUAGAUUAAGCUUCUGCAGAUUCAUUCAUGUAUGCUACUACUCUUCUGAUUAUGUUUUCUUCCUUCGUUAAAAUGAAGUAUGGAUCUUCAGUGUAAUUUGUAUUUUCAUUAUGUAGCUUUAUUAUAUACUUCUGGUGCUCUCAACCUUUCUAAA
This is a messenger RNA of Musa acuminata subsp. malaccensis (wild Malaysian banana), 2608 nucleotides long. RefSeq names its product COBRA-like protein 7. Lineage: Eukaryota; Viridiplantae; Streptophyta; Magnoliopsida; Zingiberales; Musaceae. Gene Ontology annotation, biological process: cellulose microfibril organization. The record is from RefSeq and is a predicted model, not a curated record. Gene Ontology annotation, cellular component: membrane.